Messenger RNA from Hypomesus transpacificus, 1167 nucleotides. RefSeq names its product transmembrane protein 167A (gene tmem167a). The transcript is spliced from 4 exons. Gene Ontology annotation, biological process: intracellular transport; protein secretion. The record is from RefSeq and is a predicted model, not a curated record. NCBI's taxonomy places the organism in Eukaryota, Metazoa, Chordata, Actinopteri, Osmeriformes, Osmeridae. The coding region runs from base 83 to 301 and encodes 72 amino acids.
UUACUUACGUCAUUUGAUAAGCGACGAAAGUUUGAAGUGAAACAAGCUAAGCUAAUCCACCCUAGCCUUUUGGUAAACCAAAAUGUCGGCCAUAUUCAACUUCCAGAGUUUGCUGACGGUGAUUUUGUUGCUCAUCUGUACCUGUGCAUAUCUCCAUACCCUCGCUCCAAGCCUGCUGGACAAGCAUAAGACUGGGAUAUUGGGUAUCUUCUGGAAAUGCGCCCGAAUAGGCGAGAGGAAGAGUCCCUACGUGGCCCUGUGCUGCGCGGUCAUGGCCGUCGCCAUCCUGUUCUCUGAGUAGCACCUCGGCCUCCUCAGCCGUGGUGCUCCCGGUUUCCCUGUAGGCUUCCCUCCUGUCUGGAGGAGCAACCAGGGAUGGAUCCACCUCUCUAGUCCUGAACCAGCUCUUCCUUUCGUCUCCACGCGCCUCCCGUGGAUCUGGGAGGAUCGUCUCACCUUCUCCUCCGAUGGGGCCAUCCUCACCCCCUGUCAUGUCGUGUCUGCUCUAGGGACGUGUCUCAGCUGGGUGUCUCAGCUGGGUGUCUCUCGGCCCUCUCGCCGGGUCCGAUCUGGGAUCAAGGCCUUUUGCCGAGUCAGGAACUGGAACUGCUACUGAUCAAUGCAAUGCUGUUUCCCCCCUCCCCGACCCCCCUGACUGAAGCAGUUGCCUGUCAUCCCUCUCACAUCCAUCCCCACUGGAGGCGUCAGCGAUCGCCAACAUCCCCGAGCUCUGUGCAAACGCUGACCUUGUUUUGUCGUCAUCAUUUGCCGUUUUUGUUGCUUUUGUUGUUGUUGUUUUCAGUUGAAUAUCUCUAGAUGUUUGACCCAUGUGUCAUACUAAAGUGAGAGUCUUAGAAGGUCGACAUGGAGAUGAGAAUGGAGGAUGGUGUGUAUGCAGUUCUAUCAUAUGACCCUUUGCACGACUCUGUUCUGUUGUGCCUUGUUCAGAAAUAGAUAAGAACUGUGAGAGAACAUGGGUCAACUCUGUGUUCGAGACAGGGGCCAACUCUUUAUUUUAAAUGUUACAAUAGACUGAAUGAUUGUUUUUAUGACCCUGUCUUGAAGCUGUCCCUAAAUCGUGGUGCUCGCUUUGAAACGGGAACGUUUGAAAACGCUUUUUCGAACAUUUCAAUAAAGCCAAGACGACUGACGGCCAACAUUUAGCCA